GUUUGUAUGCAUCAUGCGCUGCCCCGCUUCUUAUUGCCUUGCGAGGGAACGCGAAAUCGGGCCCAUCGAACUGCUGCUAUAUUGUCGCGAACAGCUGCUUCUCGCUCGUUCAGUUCCUCACUCUUCCUUAUUUUUAAUCGUGAACAAUUGCGCCAAACAUGUCGUCAAAACACUUCAUCAACGAUCCCACACACCUCGUCUCUUCGGCUCUCGAAUCCAUUACUCUCACAAACCCCAAUACUGCAUUCGAUGCCGAAAACAAAGUUAUAUACCUCAGGCCCGAUGCCGCUCCAGCACAAGUCAGCAUAAUCUCAGGUGGAGGAUCCGGACACGAGCCCUCAUUCGCAGCAUUUGUAGGUCCGGGACUUCUGAGCGGCGCAGUCGCAGGCACAAUCUUCGCUUCGCCUUCCGCAGAGCAAGUCCGAAGAUGCAUUUCACAACGUGUAGAAACGAGCAAAGGCGUGCUGGUUGUGGUGAUGAACUAUACGGGUGAUGUGUUGAACUUCGGUAUGGCUGUUGAGAAGGCCAAGGCUGCAGGACUAGAGGUGGAAAUGGUGGUCAUGGGCGACGAUGUUGCUGUUGGGAGAUCAAAAGGCGGUAAGGUUGGGCGGAGAGGUAUUGCUGGCACAGUCCUCAUCCACAAAAUUGCAGGAGCCCUCGCAGCGACUGGUGCGAGCUUGAAAGAUGUGCAUAAAGUCGCACAAGCUGUGGCGGAUAACACCGUGUCCAUGGGAUCUUCUUUGGCGCAUGUCCACGUCCCAGGGAGGGAAGAUCACGAAGAAGACCUCAAGCGUGAUGAGAUUGAGUUGGGUAUGGGUAUCCAUAACGAGGCUGGUUCCCAGCGCGCUGCUGCCAAUCUUCCAGAGAACAUCAAGCUGAUGCUUAAGAACAUGCUGGACCAGAGCGAUGAAGAUCGCGCCUUUCUCAAGAUAUCGAGCUCGGACGAAACCGUGCUGUUGAUCAACAACCUUGGCGCGGUGAGCGUUCUGGAGCUCGGAGGUAUCACAACCGAAGUCGUGAAACAGCUCGAAAGUGAUUAUGGUAUCAAGCCUGUGCGCAUCAUCGCUGGGACAUUUAUGACAUCGCUGAACGGCCUGGGGUUCUCGAUUUCACUUUUGAAGACCAGCGAUACAGGUGUCGGAAAGUCGAUUCUGGAGCUGCUAGACGCACCUUCCGAGGCUGCAGGCUGGUCUGCUGCUAUCACUUCCAAGACUUGGACCAACCGCCCGACCGAGACUCGCGAGCUGGCACGCGACAAGACAGCCGAAAACCAGCCUUCGAACAUCCAGAUCGAUGCAUCAUAUGCCAACAAAGUGCUCGGUCAGGCAUUAGACAAGUUGAUCCAGGCAGAGCCGGAGAUCACGCGGUACGACACGGUGGUCGGAGACGGAGACUGCGGUAUCGGCCUGAAGCGUGGUGCCGAAGGCAUCAAGAAGAAGCUUUCCGAGAUUGGAGGACAAAACGAUGCUGCGCUGUGGCUGAACGAGAUCAUCGGCGUGGUCGAGACCGAUAUGGAUGGCACAAGUGGUGCGCUUUAUGCCAUCUUCCUCAACGCGCUUGCAUACGGAAUUCGCCUGCAAGGCAACGGAGGCAGCAAGCAGGCAGAUCCGAAAAUUUGGGCAAGUGCUCUGCAAGAGGCCAGUCAAAGUCUCGCGAAGUAUACGCCGGCGAAGCCUGGUGACAGGACGUUGGUUGAUGCUCUGGCGCCUUUUGUUGAGGAGCUGAACUCGAGUGGAGAUGUGAAGAAGGCGGCGCAGGCUGCGGACGAGGGCUCGAAAAAGACCAAAGGCAUGCAAGCCAGCCUCGGCCGGACUGUGUACCUUGGUGGGAGUGGUUAUGAGGAGGUGCCCGAUCCUGGUGCAUAUGGUCUCUCCAUCUUUCUGUCCGGUCUGGCAGAGGCCCUAUGAUGCAGUGAGCUGUGGCCAUCAAUUGGCAAUGCGCGCAAUAAUCAUGGUACGAAGAGAAUAGU
This is a messenger RNA of Cercospora beticola, 1969 nucleotides long. RefSeq lists its product as uncharacterized. Gene Ontology annotation, biological process: glycerol catabolic process. Lineage: Eukaryota; Fungi; Ascomycota; Dothideomycetes; Mycosphaerellales; Mycosphaerellaceae. Gene Ontology annotation, cellular component: cytosol. Gene Ontology annotation, molecular function: ATP binding; glycerone kinase activity. The record is from RefSeq and is a predicted model, not a curated record.